Molecule: messenger RNA, 3811 nt
Organism: Ahaetulla prasina
Lineage: Eukaryota; Metazoa; Chordata; Lepidosauria; Squamata; Colubridae
Gene: FAM3C
Product: FAM3 metabolism regulating signaling molecule C
Exons: 10
Coding region: 315-998 (227 amino acids)
Source: RefSeq, a predicted model, not a curated record
GCGCUAGAGGGCGGCGCACUUUCCCCGCCUAGACUUGGGGAGCAGCAGCAGCGGCAGCGGCAGCAGAGGGAGCUGCCCGGAGCACACGGGAUCCCGUUGUGCCAUUUUUUUUUCUUCUUCUUUCCCCCUGUUUCCUGACGCUUCCUGCUCGGCCACCGCGUGGGUUCGGCCGGGGAGCCUCCAAAGCGCAGGCGCCGACGGGGCGGGGAAAAGGGAAGACGGUCUGAGGACGAGGCACUCGCCGCGCUGGGCUUUCCCGAGAUCGCAGGUAGCUGGUUAAAUGCAAUUGUGCCAGUAAGAGAGGGAAGAUAAACAUGAGAAUAGCAGGAGCAGCAAAGUUGGUAAUAGCAGUGGCUGUGUUCUUGCUGAUGUUUUAUGUCAUAUCUCAAGUAUUUGAAAUAAAAAUGGACGCCAGUUUAGGAAAUCUUUUUGCAAGGUCAGCACUGGACGCACCAUUGCGAACUACAAAGCCCCCAAAGUAUAAAUGUGGAACAACAAAAGCAUGUCCAGCGAAUCAUUUUGCUUUCAAAAUGGCAAGCGGAGCAGCCAACGUAGUUGGACCUAAAAUAUGUGUAGAAGACAAUGUCUUGAUGAGUGGUGUUAAAAACAACGUGGGGAGGGGCAUUAAUAUAGCCCUAGUAAAUGGCAAAACAGGUGAAGUAGUGGAUACCAAAUUCUUUGAUAUGUGGGGUGGAGAUGUAGCCCCAUUCAUUGAAUUUUUGAAGAAUAUUGCAGAUGGAACUAUUGUAUUAAUGGCAACAUAUGACGAUGGUGCCACUAAGCUUACUGAAGAGGCACGGAAGCUAAUAUCAGAUUUGGGGAGUACAUCCAUCGUGACGCUUGGCUUCAGAGACAAUUGGGUUUUCUGUGGUGGGAAAGGAAUCAAAACUAAAAGCCCUUUUGAACAGCAUAUUAAAAAUAACAAGGACAGCAACAAGUAUGAAGGAUGGCCAGAAGUUGUGGAAAUGGAAGGAUGUAUUCCACAGAAGCUAGAAUGAACAAUCUGCAAUUGGAAAUACACAAUGCAAAAGAACAGUGGAGGGGAAAAUGCACUUUUCUGCUGCUGUGAGAUUGUGGGAUUUGAGAAGAUAGAAGCCAAGUGUGAACUCCAUCAUACUAGCAUGGCUUGAUGCACAAGGCCCAUUAAAAAGCUGUGCAAAGUGAUGGUAAAUUGCACCAAUUCAUUUGACUGGGCAUGUGAAAUACUUAUCCUGCUGGAUUGUGCCCUAUGUAAAUAAUUUCCAGGCAUGUUUUCACUUUAAAAUGUGCAUGAACUUUUUUUAAAAAAACAUCAGGCUUAUUUAUUGUUAAACUGAAGAGAUUCUUUUUUCUGUCUCUUUUUUCUUUUUUGUAAAUAAGCCCUAAACAAACAGAACAAUUGUUUCUGGGCAUUCUUAUUCUUCCUUCUCUUUCUCCCUUGUUUCUAAAGCCACUUAUUGUAUGUAAAUGUCCUCCCUCAAAAGUAAUUAGAGAUACACAAUGAAUAGUUGAGCUAAUCCUGAGCUUUGUUGUAUCCUGUUCAACUACAACAUUGCUGUGAGUGCAUAUAUUUACAUGGAUAUGUAAAUUUUAGAGGAAAAAAUAGUUAACUAUUUUUAUGCUAUGUUGGAAAACCCACAUUCUUCAGUGACCCUUUUCAGAUAGAGAGGGUGGAUGUUUGAUACAAAAAUGUAGGAUUGCUCUACAAAGCACAAUUAAAUGCUUUUCAUUAAAAUCAAAUGUAUAACAUUGUGUUUGUUGCAAUUGUUAACUCAUCCGUACCCCACAUUUCUUGUUAGCAAUGCAAGCUGCUAAUAUGGCAGAAUAAUGUGAUUGUUUCUUGUCUGUUCAACUAAGAGGGUUUUUUUUUAAGACCUGAGAUCCAGAGGACAUGUGAAUUGGUUGAGGUCUUGCAAAAUCAUAAAAAGAAGCCAAUGUUGGCAGUUACUCUGUUUUCUCGGAAGUAUAAAAUUGCAUAUUUUUACAAACAAAAAAAUCUUAAUUCCUCCUGGAGAUGACCGGGUGUGUAUCACUCCUCAUUUGGAUAUUUUUCAGAGGUAGUUUCAGUUGCAUGAUAGGCUUGACUAUUGGGGAAAGAAAAUCCACCGGGGAACGUAUUUCCUAGAGUGAAAACGUUACUGUUUAGAUUGGCUGAUCUAACUAGACAGAUCUCACUAAAUCAUAUUUUUGCAGGUGCUUAUGCAGAAGGCAUUGAAGUCUCCAGACAGUUCACUUCUCACAAAUGUCAUCUCCCCAUUUUCUUGUCUUAUGUACAGCAGCAGGGAAGGGCACAAUGAUCCCCCUUUUUAAUAAUUCAUAUUGUUUCAUAGUGACAUUGUGUUAAUUGAAUUAUAGCAAAUUGGCUUACAGUUCUAGGUGCUUCUAAUGCACCAGGGUCAAACUCGCAGCGUCACGUUGCCAUCACGUGAUGUAUCAUGAUGUUUUUUUUUUUCCCUUCGUGGAGCUGGGGUGGGCAUGGCCUGCACGUGACACAUCCGGCCCGCAGGCUGCCAGUUUGACACCCCUGUUCUAAUGGCAUUAGAGGGUAAAAGCCAGACAGGUUCACAGGAAGUUUUGGGAUGCCCAGGAAACCUUCCACUCUCUCGGUAUCUGGAUCACAAUGCCUGCAAAAAUUAUUUCCACACGCCCGUCAUUUUCAGAAAGCAUCUGGAGAAGGGAAAACUGUAAGAUGCCUCUUGUGGGAAGAUACUUAUAGGAAGAUAUAAGUAUGGCUCUUGGGAUUGUGCUUUCCCCCCCUUUUUUUUGUAAAGGUAACAGUGGUAAUUUUGCAGUUCUGGUUUCCAACUCCAGUAUGUAUAUUGUCAGUCUAAAUUGAGGUGAUUAAAAAUAUCCAUUUUAAAAAAAUAUUGGAAAGAAAAGCUGGGCUUAGAAGCUAGUAUUGGAGUAAAGAAAUAUUAUUUGCACUGAAAAUAUUAAAGCAAUACUGGGAAUUAAUUACUUUAUGUAGUUUAGGAGAAACGUCUAGCUUUUCAAUGCUAUGAUUUAAUGACUGGAAUAUGAGCUACAUUACUGUUUUAACUUGUUCAUGUUAUCUUUUUCUUUAAUUUGCUGUAGCUUAGCAAUAAGUAUAUCAUAAACAGUCAAACUGAUUAUUUGUAAAGUACUUUGCAGAUUCUCCAGCUAUGUUCAUUGAAGUAAAAUCACUUGUCUGUGUAUUAUAUUUUUUCAUUAAAUAAAGUUUUAAAAAACGAAAUAGGGGCCUGCUCAGGAAGAACCCCUUGUACUUGGUAUAUUUUUUGGGGGGUUAUUUUCUUUUUUGAGGGGGGAUAGACAAGAAUGAUAAGCAUUUUCAAGAUACGGUAAGAAUGACAAAACUGUGAAUUAACAAAAUAUUCUGAUUAAGUGCUGCUCUCAGUGGCUCAGUGCUGAUGUUAAUAUCAACAGGUCUGCCAAACUGACUUAUCUGAUCAAAAUAUUACUGAUUAAAUCCUUGUUGGGAACUGCAGGAAAGUAUUUGAUUAAAUGUGGAAUUCUCUAUUGGCAUUAUAUGUUCCUUACAAAACACAGCUACAGAAGCAUUACACUCUAUGAGCCAUCAAGGUUAACAUCAUCUUGCUAGUGUGAACAAAUGCUGUACAUGUUGUAUGGAUGUUUAUUGUUUGUGAAUCAAACGUUUUCCUAUCACAUUUUGUAUUCCAGCUCUGUGCACUUGGUCACUCAGAUAAAACUAUUUUAAAAUAUCUGCCAUGGGUGCUUUGCUUAAAAAUAUACGUUUCUCAGCCUGAGAAAAAUAGAGUAUUUAAAUAAGUUACAGGUCCUUAAGCACCUUUUGCCCCUCAAGUUCUAUUGUUCUGUGACCAUUAUAGUUGAC